This is a messenger RNA of Tripterygium wilfordii, 2461 nucleotides long. Its product is annotated as ETHYLENE INSENSITIVE 3-like 1 protein. Bases 174 to 2099 code for a protein of 641 amino acids. Gene Ontology annotation, molecular function: DNA binding; DNA-binding transcription factor activity. The transcript is spliced from 2 exons. Gene Ontology annotation, cellular component: nucleus. The record is from RefSeq and is a predicted model, not a curated record. NCBI's taxonomy places the organism in Eukaryota, Viridiplantae, Streptophyta, Magnoliopsida, Celastrales, Celastraceae.
CGCAUUUCACAUCCCCAAACUCCUCACAUAGACCAACUCAAGAAAAUCAACUCUCUCUCUCUCUCUCUCUCUCUCUCGCUCUCUAGAAGGGAAAGAGGAAGGAUUGAUUUGAAGCUACAGUCUGUGAUUUUGGACCAAAGCUCUGUUUCUAUUUGUUUCAUCGUAUUACAAGUAUGCCGAUAUUCGAUGACAUCCUACUCGCAGGCGACGUGGAGUUCCUGAAUGCUUCUCCUGCAGGGGCUGCUCAACCUGGGCAAGAUCCCAGAGUAGGGGAGGAGGAGGAGUCUGAUGACGACAUAGACGUUGAGACGCUGGAGAGGCGUAUGUGGAAGGACAAGAUGCGCCUUAAAAGGCUUAGGGAACAACAGGCGGCUCCACCAGUGGAAGGGGUUGACGUUGCAAAGCAGCGGCAAUCCCAGGAGCAGGCCAGGAGGAAGAAGAUGUCUCGGGCGCAAGAUGGCAUCCUCAAAUACAUGCUGAAGAUGAUGGAAGUCUGCAAGGCGCAAGGUUUUGUCUACGGGAUUAUCCCAGAGAAGGGCAAACCAGUUACAGGGGCAUCCGACAACCUCAGAGAGUGGUGGAAGGACAGAGUGAGGUUUGAUCGGAACGGUCCAGCUGCUAUUGCCAAGUAUCAGGCUGAUAACUUAAUACCUGGCACGAGUGAUGCUGGAAGUACCAUCGGUCCGACCCCACACACUUUGCAGGAGCUUCAGGAUACAACUCUUGGUUCCCUCCUCUCGUCGCUGAUGCAGCACUGCAACCCUCCGCAGAGGCGGUUUCCAUUGGAGAAAGGAGUUCCUCCACCAUGGUGGCCCACGGGGAAUGAGGUAUGGUGGCCACAGCUGGGAUUGCCGAAGGACCAAAGCCCUCCACCAUACAAGAAGCCGCAUGAUUUGAAGAAGGCUUGGAAGGUUGGCGUCCUCACUGCAGUCAUCAAGCAUAUAUCUCCAGAUAUAGCCAAGAUCCGCAAGCUUGUUCGACAGUCGAAAUGCUUGCAGGACAAGAUGACAGCCAAGGAAAGUUCCACUUGGCUUGCCAUUAUCAACCAAGAGGAGACUGUGGCUAGGGAGCUUUUCCCUGACAUGUGUCCACCUCUUUCAACUGCAGGAGGAAGCGGAUCCUUGGUGAUCAAUGACUGCAGUGAAUACGAUGUGGAAGGGCGUGAAGGAGACAGCUUUGAUGUGCAAGAAGUGAAGCCAGAGUCUCUGGAUUUGUCCAAGUUUAGGAUGGAAAGAAUGAUGGGACUGCCCGUUCAACAGCCUUACUCAAUCAAUGGAGAAAGCAUCAGUAACUUGGACUUCAUCCGCAAGAGGAAGCCUUCGGAUGAUCUGGCCAGCAUGAUGAAUCAGGCGAUCUACACAUGCGAGGUUAGCCAGUGUCCAUAUAGCGACAUCCGCCUCGGCUUUCGGGACAGGACUGCUAGGGACAACCACCAAAUGAAUUGCCGGCAAAGAGGCAAUUCUACUCAGUUCGGUGGAUCGAACUUUCAGAUCAAUGAAGUCAAACCAUUGAUCUUCCCUCAACAAUCGUAUGUCGAGCCCACAGCUGCUGCUCCAACAGCGAACCUGGUGCCAACUCGGUUUGACUCGAACUCGAAGGUAGCUGGACCAACAGUGAGGUUGGCUCCUCCUAGCUUUGAUGUGUCCACACUUGCGGUGCCAGAUGACGGGCAGAAGAUGCUGAACGAGCUGCUGUCAAUGUACGACACUGAGGUCCAGGGCAGCAAUAUCACAAGCUCCAGCAACAGUGCAGUUGUUGCGGGAGCUCAAAAUUCCUUCCGGCCUAAUGUUCAGCACCGGCCAGACCAGGCCAUCUGCAAUCAAGGGACUGUGAUGGAGGGAAAUUUCUUCCAACAUUCCAACGGGCACAACCACCAGCAGAUGUUCCCUCUGGAUAAUGGCCACCUUCAGCGGCUCCAGACCCUAAAUCCUCCUAUCAACAGCGGGCCAUCCAACAGCAAUCUCACCAACCAGAAUCACAACAGCUUCAACACAAUGUUCGGGGCUCCAUUCGACCUCUCAUCCUUCAACUUCAAGGAAGAUAAUCUUCACGGGCUAAUGGACGCUCUCCCGAAGCAGGACACGACAUGGUUCCAGUGAGAAUGCCAAGCAGCAGGAUGUUUCAAGAGACUGUCCACCCUCUCCAGCAGCUAUUUCCUUUCACCUGUUUGUACACAAGCAAGCACGCAAAGUAGGGUUGUUGUUAGCAAAGGCCUCAAAACAGGACAGUCAAAUGUAAAAGUUUCUACCCUAUUACCACUUAUUGAUAGGAAAUUUUGUAACAUAAAUAAUACUCCAUUAAUUAUCAUGUUUUAUGUAUUCUUAUUUUCAUCAAACACAGUGUAGGAAAAAACUGAUUUGUAUUUUAUGAACUACUGUAUUUGUAAUAGUAGAUUUGCGUGUAAGCUUGUGGUGGUGGUUGAAUAAAGUGACUGGAAGCAAGCUUUUGUCCUGUUGUUGCA